This is a messenger RNA of Nomia melanderi (Alkali bee), 1505 nucleotides long. It is a transcript of the gene robl, whose product is annotated as dynein light chain roadblock. Gene Ontology annotation, cellular component: cytoplasmic dynein complex. The record is from RefSeq and is a predicted model, not a curated record. Gene Ontology annotation, biological process: microtubule-based movement. Lineage: Eukaryota; Metazoa; Arthropoda; Insecta; Hymenoptera; Halictidae.
CUAUGUUAUUUGUAUCUAUAAAUAUAUGAAUGUUUAGUGGGCGCUUGGAUGCAAGUGACGUUUGUGAUUUCCAAAUUUGUAAAAAGCUUCUAAUUACAAACAAUUUGAUUAAUUAAUUGUUACCCUAUAUUGGAUAGAACAUAUUAGCUCUAAGAAAUGGCACAAGAAGUGGAAGAAACUAUGAAACGUAUUCAGUCACAUAAGGGAGUCGUUGGAACAAUUGUCGUUAAUGCAGAAGGUAUUCCAAUCAAGUCUACAUUGGAUAAUACUACAACAGUUCAAUAUGCAGGUUUAAUAAGCCAAUUGUCUGACAAAGCAAGAUCUGUAGUAAGAGACCUAGACCCAACGAAUGAUCUGACAUUUUUACGUAUACGUAGUAAGAAGCAUGAAAUUAUGGUUGCACCGGAUAAAGAAUUUAUACUUAUAGUAAUACAAAAUCCAGUGGAUUGACAACUAAGAAAAGAAAUAACAAAUAUGAAAAUAUAUGCUUUGUUAUAUGUUGAUAAAUUAUUUUAUAUAGCACAUUCCAUCUUAAUUUAAAAUCUUUCAUGACUUACUUAAGUAAAUGUAAUAUUUGGUUUCUAUUUCUCAAAUGGCCUUAGAGAAUGUGCUUUAUACAUGCUACCAAAUAAUAAAAACUACGCACUUUGCCAUGAAUGAAUUUAAAGAAAUGAUUAUCAAAUAUAUAAGGGAAUUGCUAAAUUUAUGUAAAUUUUUUAUUUCUGUUUAGUAAAAGAAGUGUCUAUGAACAUUUUGUGUAUUAUAUAAUCAGUACUUCAUACUCUUGUCUUAAUAAAUUUUUGUCACAAUAAAGUGUAUUAUAUUUCAAUAUUUAUUUAAGAGAGUACAUUUAGGAAUAAACAACUUUCAAAAUUGAACAACACUUUGUACUUUUGAAGACAGUUUUAAUAUAUUUGAGUUAUGAAUCUUUUAUACAUGAUUUAAAAUUUGUUUAAAUUCUAAUUUAAGGGUAUAUUUGUAAUGAAAUUAAAAUACACAAUUGUAAUGGAGAUAAUUCCAUUUAUUAAAAAAAGUAUAUAAUGUAUACAAAAUUUGGACAUUAAAUUUAAAAAUAUUACAAUCAUCAAAUAUUACAUUUUCCAACUGGUUGACUCUUAUAUGUGUACUUAUGAUUUCAGUAUUUUUAAUGUAAUUAAACUAAUUUUUUAAUAUACAUAUAUUAUACAGAGAGCACAGUAAAAAUGCUAUAAACUGUAAUUAUCUAGUCAGGUCAUUUUAUCAGCCUCAUUAAAUGUGGCAGUGUUAAUAAUUUCAUUGUGCACCUUUUCUUAUCCGUGUAACAUAGGCAAGACCUUAUCCUCUUUCAAAUAUAAAAUUUUAUACAUUAAUAGUAAUACUUCAAUUUGAGCCCUAAGUUAAGUUAUUAAUUACAAAUAUAACAAAAUAAAUGAGUACAAUAAAUUGUACUUAGGUAAAUGCUCUUUAGAACUAAAAGUAAGAUCUGUACAAUAUAGAAACAAGAAAUAAAUAAUUAAAUUUCCUUU